AUGGCGCUUUCUACAGCGUUGAAGGAAGGCGAUUUUGUAAGGACAAGGUCUAUUCUGGAAGACGAGACAGGUGAUGCCAAGCUGGUCAUGAUAAACAGUGUGGAUUCUGAUGGAAAGACACCCCUCCAAAUCGCUUCAGAAGAAGGGCAUAUCGACCUCGUGAAAUAUUUGACUGAUUUGGGGGCGGAUCUAGACAAACCUAGUAGAAGCGGCGACGCCCCUCUUCACUAUGCGUCUCGGAGUGGCCGCCAGAAUGUCGCUCAAUAUCUCAUCGGUGAAGGAGCAGAUACCAAUAUUGGUGAUAGCAAUGGCUAUACACCUCUCUAUCUUGCUUCGGAGAAGGGUCAUUUUGGUGUUGUUGAAUGUUUAGUGAAUUCUGGAGCAGAUAUAAACAAGGGUUCAUAUGAUGGUUCUACACCCCUUUAUGCUUCCGCAAGAAAUGGUCGUCUUGAUGUUGUGAAAUAUCUCAUAACUAAAGGAGCAGAUAUGACAUUGAAGGGAUACGAAGGUAAAACUUCUCUUAGUACUGCUGCUUCCUGUGGUCAUCUCGAUGUAGUAAAAUACCUCUUAACUGAAGGUGCAGAGAUCAACAUGGAUGACAACAGCAAAUAUACACCACUUCAUGCGGCAUCAAAAGAGGGGCACCUUCAUGUUGUUGAAUAUCUAGUGAAUGCUGGAGCUGAUAUCAAUGAAACAUCUCAUAAUGGUUACACUCCGCUGUCGACGGCAUUAAUAGAGGGACGUCAGGGUAUUGUAGAGUUUCUCAUGACUAGGGAAGCAGACAUUGGCAACAGAGAUGACGUCAGUCUCCUUGUGCUUUCUAAGGCAUCAUCAGAGGGCUACCUCGACGCGGUAAGGUAUAUCAUAACUAAAGGGGUAAACUUCGAUUUGGGGGAUAGAGAUGGCUUCACACCAUUACAUCACGCUUCACAAAAUGGUCACAGCCAAGUUGUUGAAUGCCUGGUGGAUGCAGGAGCAAAUGUCAACAAAUCAUCGAAUAACGGACACGCACCACUCUAUACUGCAUUGAUUAAAGGUCACCUUGACAUUGUUAACUAUUUUAUCAUAAGAGAGGCAGAUAUUGGGAUCAGAGAUGACAUCGGCACAAACGCAAUUCGUCAUGCGUUACUUUAUGGUUACCUCGAUGUUGUCAAAUAUCUCAUCAGUAAAGUUGAUGACCUUGAUAGUUGUGAUGUUGAUGGUAACACACCUCUUUAUCUUACAUCAAAGAAAGGCCUUCUCGACCUUGUUGAAUGCCUCGUGUAUAAAGGAGUAGAUGUUAAUAAUGCAUCAGGACAGGAUGACUACACGCCCCUCUACGCCGCUUCUCAAGGAGGCUAUCUGGAGGUAGUUAAAUGCCUCGUGAAUAAAGGAGCCGAUGUGAACAAAGCGUCAGGAUAUCAUGGUACACCGUUACAUGGUGCAACGCAAGGGGGGCAUAUACAAGUUGUGAAAUACCUAAUGUCUAAAGGUACAGACCUAAAUACAUGUGCUGGUGAUAAUAACUAUACACUUCUUCAUAUUGCUUCACAGACAGGUCAACUUGAUAUUGUUGAGUGUCUCGUAAAUGCAGGAGCAGACGUAAACAAAGUAUCACACGAUGGAUAUGCACCACUAGGUAUAGCAUUACGUUAUAAUUAUCAUGAUUUAGCAAAAUUUCUCAUGUCUAAGGAAGCGGAUCUAGGACGUACUGAUAUUGUCCAUACUACUCUCCUAAAGGCAUCUUUCGAGGGUAACAUCAAUGCUGUAAAAUAUAUUAUACAUAAAGGAGUGGACGUUAAUACUGGUGAUGGAGAUGGUUAUACACCUCUGUACACUGCCUCACAAGAGGGUCAUCUCGAUGUUGUUGAAUGUCUAGUGAAUGCAGGAGCUGAUGUAAAGAUAGCAUCAAAGAAUGGCGUGACACCUCUUCAUGCGGCAUCAGACAGAGGUCAUGUUGACAUUGUGAAAUUUCUAAUUUCUGAAGGAGCAAACCCGAAUUCGGUUGAUAACAAUGGAUAUACACCCCUGUUCAGUGCCUCACAAAAAGGUCAUCUUGAUGUUGUUGAAUGUCUAGUUGAGGCAGGAGCUGAUGUGCAGAGAGCAGCAAAGAAUGGCGUGACACCUCUCCAUGCGGCAUCAGAAAGAGGUCAUGUUGACAUUGUGAAAUAUCUAAUUUCUGAAGGAGCAAACCCGAAUUCGGUUGAUAACAAUGGAUAUACACCCCUGUUCAGUGCCUCACAAAAAGGUCAUCUUGAUGUUGUUGACUGUCUAGUGGAGGCAGGAGCUGAUGUGAAGAUAGCAUCAAAGAAUGGCGUGACACCUUUUCAUGCGGCGUCAAUUACAGGUCAUGCCGAUAUUGUGAAAUAUCUAAUUUCUGAAGGAGCAAACCCGAAUUCGGUUGAUAACAAAGGAUGUACACCCCUGUUAGAUGCCUCACACAACGUUUAUCUCGAUGUUGUUGAAUGUCUAGUUAAUGCAGGAGCUGAUGUGAAUAAAGCAGCAAAGAAUGGCAUGACACCUCUUCAUGCGGCGUCAGAUGGAGGUCAUGUUGCCAUUGUGAAAUAUCUAAUUUCUAAAGGAGCGAAACCGAAUUCGGUUAAUAACGAUGGUUAUACACCCAUGUACAGUGGCUCACAAGAGGGUCAUCUCAAAGUUGUUGAAUGUCUAGUGAAUGCAGGAGCUGAUGUAAAGAUAGCAUCAAAGAAUGGCGUGACGCCUCUUCAUGCGGCAUCAGAAAGAGGUCAUGUUGACAUUGUAAAAUUUCUAAUUUCUAAAGGAGCUAAUACAAGUUCGGUUAAUAACAAUAGUGUUACACCCCUGUGCAGAGCCUCACAAAAAGGUCAUCUUGAUGUUGUUGAAUGUCUAGUGAAUGCAGGAGCUGAUAUGCAGAUAACAGCAAAGAAUGGCGUGACAACUCUUCAUGUGGCGUCAUUUAAUGGUUAUCUCGAUGUUGUUGAAUGUCUAGUGAAUGCAGGAGCUGAUGUAAAGAUAGCAUCAAAGAAUGGCGUGACACCUCUUCAUGCGGCAUCAGAAAGAGGUCAUGUUGACAUUGUGAAAUAUCUAAUUUCUGUAGGAGCAAACCCGAAUUCGGUUGAUAUCAUUGGUUAUACACCCCUGUACAGUGGCUCACAAGAGGGUCAUCUCAAAGUUGUUGAAUGUCUAGUGAAUGCAGGAGCUGAUGUGAAGAUAGCAUCAAAGAAUGGUGCGACACCUCUUCAUGCGGCGUCAUUUACAGGUCAUGUAGACACUGUGAAAUUUCUAAUUUCUAAAGGAGCUAAUGCAAUGAAUGCAGGAGUUGAUGUAAAGAUAGCAUCAAAGAAUGGCGUGCGACCUCUUCAUGCGGCGUCAUUUAGAGGCCAUGUUGACAUUGUGAAAUAUCUAAUUUCUAAAGGAGCUAAUCCAAGUUCGGUUGAUAACGAUGGUUAUACACCCAUGUACAGUGGCUCACAAGAGGGUCAUCUCAAAGUUGUUGAAUGUCUAGUGAAAACAGGAGCUGAUGUAAAGAUAGCAUCAAAGAAUGGCGUGUCACCUCUUCAUGCGGCAUCAGAAAGAGUGAAUGCAGGAGCUGAUGUAAAGAUAGCAUCAAAGAAUGGCGUGACACCUCUUCAUGCGGCAUCAGAAAGAGGUCAUGUUGACAUUGUGAAAUAUCUAAUUUCUGUAGGAGCAAACCCGAAUUCGGUUGAUAUCAUUGGUUAUACACCCCUGUACAGUGGCUCACAAGAUGGUCAUCUCAAAGUUGUUGAAUGUCUAGUGAAUGCAGGAGCUGAUGUGAAGAUAGCAUCAAAGAAUGGAGCUAAUCCAAGUUCGGUUAAUAACGAUGGUUAUACACCCAUGUACAGUGGCUCACAAGAGGGUCAUCUCAAAGUUGUUGAAUGUCUAGUGAAUGCAGGAGCUGAUGUAAUGAUAGCAUCAAAGUAUGGCGUGACACCUCUUCAUGUGGCGUCAAUUACAGGUCAUGCCGACAUUGUGAAAUAUCUAAUUUCUGAAGGAGCAAACCCGAAUUCGGUUGAUAACAAUGGAUAUACACCCCUGUUUAGUGCCUCACAAAAAGGUCAUCUUGAUGUUGUUGAAUGUCUAGUUGAGGCAGGAGCUGAUGUAAAGAUAGCAUCAAAGAAUGGCGUGUCACCUCUUCAUGCGGCAUCAGAAAGAGGUCAUGUUGACAUUGUGAAAUAUCUAAUUUCUAGAGGAGCAAACCCGAAUUCGGUUGAUAACUUUGGAUGUACACCCCUGUAUAGGGCCUCACAAAAAGGUCAUCUCGAUGUUGUCGAAUGUCUAGUGAAUGCAGGAGCUGAUGUGAAGAUAGCAGCAAAGAAUGGCGUGACAACUCUACAUGCGACGUCAGAUACAGGUCAUGUUGACAUUGUUGAAUAUCUAAUUUCUAGAGGAGCAAACCCGAAUUCGGUUGAUAACAAUGGAAAUACACCCCUGUACAGUGCCUCACUUAAAGGUUAUCUCGAUGUUGUUGAAUUUCUAGUGAAUGCAGGAGUUGAUGUAAAGAUAGCAUCAAAGAAUGGCGUGCGACCUCUUCAUGCGGCGUCAUUUAGAGGCCAUGUUGACAUUGUGAAAUAUCUAAUUUCUAAAGGAGCUAAUCCAAGUUCGGUUAAUAACGAUGGUUAUACACCCAUGUACAGUGGCUCACAAGAGGGUCAUCUCAAAGUUGUUGAAUGUCUAGUGAAUGCAGGAGCUGAUGUAAUGAUAGCAUCAAAGUAUGGCGUGCGACCUCUUCAUGCGGCGUCAUUUAGAGGCCAUGUUGACAUUGUGAAAUAUCUAAUUUCUAAAGGAGCUAAUCCAAGUUCGGUUAAUAACGAUGGUUAUACACCCAUGUACAGUGGCUCACAAGAGGGUCAUCUCAAAGUUGUUGAAUGUCUAGUGAAUGCAGGAGCUGAUGUAAUGAUAGCAUCAAAGUAUGGCGUGACACCUCUUCAUGCGGCGUCAAUUACAGGUCAUGCCGACAUUGUGAAAUAUCUAAUUUCUGAAGGAGCAAACCCGAAUUCGGUUGAUAACAAUGGUUAUACACCCCUGUGUAGAGCCUCACAAAAAGGUCAUCUCGAUGUUGUUGAGUGUCUAGUGAAUGCAGGAGCUGAUGUGAAGAUGGCAUCAAAGAAUGGCGUGACACCUCUUCAUGCGGCAUCAGAAAGAGGUCAUGUUGACAUUGUGAAAUAUCUAAUUUCUCAAGGAGCAAACCCGAAUUCGGUUGAUAACGAUGGUUAUACACCCCUGUGUACUGCCUCACAAGAGGGUCAUCUCGAUGUUGUUGAAUGUCUAGUAAAUGCAGGAGCUGAUGUGAAGAUAGCAUCAAAGAAUGGCGUGACACCUCUUCAUGCGGCAUCAGAAAGAGGUCAUGUUGACAUUGUAAAAUAUCUAAUUUCUCAAGGAGCAAACCCGAAUUCGGUAACAAACAUUGGAUUUACACCCCUGUGCAGUGCCUCACAAGAGGGUAAUUUUGAUGUUGUUGAAUGUCUAGUGAAUGCAGGAGCCGAUGUGAAGAUAGCAUCAAAGAAUGGCGUGACAACUCUUCAUGCGGCGUCAGAUAGAGGUCAUGUUGACAUUGUGAAAUAUCUCAUUUCUCAAGCAGCAAACCCGAAUUCAGUUGAUAACAAUGGAUAUACACCCCUGUUAGGUGCCUCACGUAAAGGUCAUCUCGAUGUUGUCGAAUGUCUAGUGAAUGCGGGAGGGGAUGUACACAAACCAUCAAUUGAUGGUGAUCUACCACUUCAUGCUGCCUCUCGAGGGGGCUACCUUGACAUUUUAAAAUAUCUCAUUGCGAAAGGAGCAGAUAUCAAGGCACUAUCUGAAAGCCUAGUGUCGGAAAAUGAUUCCAAGAAGGACGCGUUUUUAACUUUCGCAUUGAAACAAAGAUUUGAAGACACCAUCAGUGGUGGCUAA
Molecule: messenger RNA, 5868 nt
Organism: Strongylocentrotus purpuratus (purple sea urchin)
Lineage: Eukaryota; Metazoa; Echinodermata; Echinoidea; Camarodonta; Strongylocentrotidae
Product: serine/threonine-protein phosphatase 6 regulatory ankyrin repeat subunit C-like
Exons: 6
Coding region: 1-5868 (1955 amino acids)
Molecular function (GO): protein binding
Source: RefSeq, a predicted model, not a curated record